Molecule: messenger RNA, 7042 nt
Organism: Harpegnathos saltator (Jerdon's jumping ant)
Lineage: Eukaryota; Metazoa; Arthropoda; Insecta; Hymenoptera; Formicidae
Gene: Sap47
Product: Synapse-associated protein 47kD
Exons: 9
Coding region: 253-1599 (448 amino acids)
Biological process (GO): regulation of short-term neuronal synaptic plasticity; TORC2 signaling
Cellular component (GO): synapse; Golgi apparatus; cytoplasm
Source: RefSeq, a predicted model, not a curated record
UGCGACAUACGCAGUCUGUGGUAGCGCCGUCGCGAGGACGGACGAGAUAAUUUCGUAUUCGUCGUCACUUCGGUCCCGCGAGGGCUUCGUGACGGUCGCGCUCGAUUCUACGGCUUUACGAAGGCGAGAAACGUCGUUCGGCCGAAAGAGGGAGUGAGAAGGAGAAGAAGAAAGAGAGAGAGAGAGAGAGCGAGAGAAGAAUACCGCAUCCACCUUUCUCUCUCAAGCUCGUCGUCACACGUACGUCGCACGAUGUUCUCCGGCCUGACGAAUCAGGUGUCCACCUGGAUGGGCAAGAAGCCCGAGAAUGGCAGCGAGUUGCCAGCCGAGCCCAAAGCCGCGUCCCCGGACGCCGAGACCGGCGGUGAUCUUGAGAAAAAGAACAACACCAGUCCGAAAGGCAAUAAACUGGAAAUGUUCGCCGGGGUGAAGAAUCAAAUGUCCGGCUGGUUGAGCGGUGGAAUACCCGGCUUAAGCCGUGGCGCCGGGACCGGCGAGGGUGAGGCUCCGCCGCCGACCGAAACAUCGGAGAGCAGCCAGGUUCCUCAGGAGAUCCAGGCUCCCGCCGGCGAACAAGUAAAGGAUGACGAUGCAAGCAGGUGGGCUUCAGAUGCGACUGGCGGGGCAGACAGCGGACCGGCGAGUUUAGAAGGAACCCCGAUCGACGACAAGAACGGACAGCAGGCUUUCGGUGCCGUUUCCACGAAGGCACUGGCAGGUGCAAAGAGCCUCGGUGGAUUCCUGUACAGCGCCGUGAACAAGGCCGGGAAGACCGUGGUGGAGGCCAGCGCGAAGAUCAAGAAGACCGUCGAAGAGAAUAGGCUGAUCGCCGAACUCAACAAGGAACAGGAGGCUUUCAUCGCCAGCAAGCAGACCGAGAAGGGCGAGGCUGUUGCACCGUGGGUCGGCGCGCCGAACGAGGACGCGCUGCGCGAGGAGUGCCUGUCCCUCUCAACCGACCGGCGUAAUUUUGUGAGAGCACCACCGCCAGGCGUGGAAUUCGCCUGGGACUUCGAAGCAGUUCAGCCGAUGGCACAGGCCACCCUCGCCCUGGAUCCGAAUCUCGAGGCCAUGAGGUUCGAACUAGUGCCGAAGGUUAUAUCCGAGGAGAACUUCUGGCGCAACUACUUCUACCGGGUGUCUUUGUUGCGCCAAGGCUACGAGCUGAACUCGAUGGCCAGCCAGGCGGAAAGCAACCCCCCCAAUCAAACCAUCGCGAGCACCGACAGCAUCGACCAUACUCAAGUUCAAAUGACCACUGGCCAGGGCACCACCGGCGCCACGACGACGAGCAGUAACAGCACACUGGCGGAUUCGCCAGGUCACGAAUUCGUGUCCGAUACCAUGAGGGUCUCGGACACAGAUCUCGAGGAGGUCCGAGAAGGGAUGAAAAAGCUGGGGAUGCAGCCGCCGAAAGAAGAAGAUUGGGAACGUGAAUUGGAGGCCGAGCUAAAGGAUUACGAGGUUGUAACCGGCAGUAGCAGUAAUGGUCAGGAAAGGAGCAUCGCGUCCACGAGGGACGUCACGGCCAGUGAUAACGAUUGGGAGAAGCAGAUCGACGAGCUGCUCGCCAACGAGGACGACGAGGACCUCAAGUGAGCCGAGGAGAUCCUCUUCGUGACUGGUUAAAGGAUCUCGUCGCUUCAAUUGAGAUCUCGCGCGCGCGAUUCGACGAUGCGAAUUCUCGUUUGCGUGAGAGUUAGCACAGCAGGGGCUUGCGAGUAUUAGCGAGCCUGUUUGUUUUGUAUACCUGUUGUUGCUCUCUUUCUCCAUCUACCUGUCUCUCUCUCUCUCUCUCUCUCUCUCUCUCUCUCUCUCUCUCUCUCUCUCUCUCUCUUUCUUUUCUCCUCCGUACUCUCUUUCUCUCACCGACUGUCGUGGUGAUGUGAAAGAAGGAAGGAAAAGAGAGAGAGAGAGAGAGAGAGAGAGAGAGAAAGAGAGAGAAACUUUACGGGAAAAGCGAUGCUCGAUGAGGGAAUUGCAUCGUCGUUCAAUUUAUCAUUUCUCCGUGCAGGGAAGGUCGAGAUUCGACGAAUUUUGGAUUUCGAAGCUACGUUCCUCCGCGCGCGGUAUACGCUCUAAAGAAAGCUCUAUUUCGUACAUAGCUUUGACACGAUAUUUCCUUUUAUACGAUAAAACGAGAUAAUAAAUAAAUUAACGGUCGUGAAGCGACCCUCGGGAAAAAUCGCGAUGGAUCUUGAGCAGAAUUACGUUCUCCGUUAGUCACGCUUAGUGAGAGCGGUGAAUUUUCCCGUGGAAUUCGCGCGGCUCCAUCUUUUCUGCCGGUUCAUCGCGCCCUUCGCGGGUCAGCCGUCGUACCCGUGCCGUUUAUGUGCAAACGUGCGAACACGUUUGCAAAUCGACAAGUCACGUCGACAUUCACAAGAGGAUUCUCUCGAGCGGCUUGAGGUUCGUCCGAAAGCUCUCGCGUCUCCUUCGCAUCGAUCGCGCGAUCAUGCGUGUGUGCUUCGAUGAAACGCAUUAUCCGCACGUCCUUUCGUGAAGCAAAUUGGCGGUGGUCACGGGGAAAAAUCCCUCGGAAGAGGAUUCUUCCUCCCGUCUGGAUCCAUCGCUGAUCGCCUGACGGAAGAGAAAGACACGGAGGAGACAAUGCGAAAUUCUUUGAGGAUCGGCUCGUCCUUGCGGUACAAGAACGUCGUCGAGAGACAGACGAAGGAGAACGCGAGAAUGCGAAUUCGCAAGGGAAACGCAGCAAGGACUCUCGAUGCACACGGGAACUUCAUGACGACGACGUUGUCGGGAAUCGCGUUUGUAUAAAGGCUCAAAUGGGAGUGAGAGGGAGAGAUGAUCGAGUCGGUCUCUCCAUAAUUUCUCCGUAGUUUCCUUGUUAUCUCCAAUUUGUUUCCGAAACAACAGCACCUGCCGCGCGAUCCUCGAGUGCGACGAAGAGAGAGACCGCUUUUCCGCAGUUUGGAGAUGGAAUUAAAAAACUCGGUACUACUACGAUAUAUUCGUGUGGCCAUGCGGCAACGGUAAUUCGUGUUUCCACCUCUAAAUUACGGAAUGACGUCACUCGUUCCAGUUUUAGGAUUGGACGAUUGACACACACAUGUAUACACACAUACACGCGGACGGGUAUAUGAAUUAAUUAAUACUGCGCAUUGCACGUCAAUUAUUGAAUGUUCUCGUCCGAGAACAUUAUAAUGUCAGUGGUAGCGGUAUAUAAACAUCUUCAAAAUUAUGUGAUAUUAAAUUAAUUAGUUCGGUGAUCGGACGCGAUCGAUUUACACGGUGAACGCGCAUGCUGGAUCGCUCGCUCUUCGUCGCGAUUGAGGAAUCGCCGGUUCUUUAAGACAAAUUACACUGCCGUGUGUCGAAGGACACCAUUUCUCGCGCGCGAAUCGACAAUAUUUUACGGUCUUCGCAGUGGCCGUACACUUUAUGCAUUUUAUCGGUAAUCUAUUAUCGAAUCCAUCGCAAUUUUCAACGCAAUCUACAAGACGAAUGCGACCCUCACGAGUACAGUGUCCGAUUUUUAAUGUUGGGAUAUGCAAAUACGCCACCAAUCUUUUUUCUCCCUCUCUUCCUUUUCUUUUAAGCCGACAGCUUGUCACCGCAACGACAUUAUUGAUCAUCAGUUAUUAUCGUCGAUCUGUUAUAAUUUAUCGAACGGCAUGCCAAAGAUAAUGAAGCGAGAAAACCGAUUCAUGGCCGCACAGCUAUAGCAUUUUGAAUUGACGCGCUCAUCGCGACUUCGCGCGAAAUAUACGAUUCGACGAAAGCGAGAGAGGACGUUAGACAUCAACGAUACAUCGUUUUAGCGUGUAACGUUUCCGAAACUUGUAGAUAAAAGACGACGUGAUGAGAUUAUCGGCGAUGACGAUGAUGAUGUUGAGAGAAAGAUGCAUCGUUUCUAAGUUUGUUGACUUUGUCGAUCGUGGGAGUGUUCCGUUGACGCAUUGUUUGUAUUGUGUCAAAAGAAUUACGCUGUGAAAGUGUGACAUGUUUGCGUUGUCUGUACGGACGAAAUGUCCGAAAUAAAUAAUUGCGUUGAGAUGAAAAAGGGAAGGAAACCCCCUCUGAUACGUACGCUAAAUAUCACACUUCACACAUAUAACCGCAAUAAAAAUUUGAUGGGAAUGGAAUUGUCGAAUCGUUAAUUACACGCACGCACGCACAUACGCACGUCCCACGGGAUCGCGCGGCGCCACAUUUUGUUGACGCGAUGAUUUCCUCUGUACGACAAAUACCGUCCAAUUGUCCUCUGCCACGGGAAGAAACAGGAAAAGAAACCAGCUGACUCGCGGGUGGAAAGAGAAGUUCUUGCGACAAUAAAAUAUCGCGCUACGCGAGACCGCCGUGCCUGAAAACAACUCCAAUCGACACAACAGAAUGUUGCAGAAUUAUAGAUGAAAACAAUUGUGGCCGAUGGAAAUCGCGAGACGCUCUCAAUUCGUCUCGAUAAGCGCAUUUUCUCCGAUCAAUCGUUCCCAGGACGUUUAGCUUUUCAUCUGGUGAGCUAUGUUGCGAUUAUUUCCUCAUUUAAACACGACUAUUGCCAUAUUACGUUAGACAUUGACCACGAUCGUUCUUUGAAUGGACAAUAAACGAACAGCAUAGACGAACGCGCGGUCGCGUGCCGAGAGAAACGGUCGUUGUUUCACGUCUCUACGUCGAUCCGUUUUGAAGUUAUAGCUCCGCGAAGUUUCAUCAUGUUCGGCGCAUCUGACUCCACGCGCGAAUGAGUUGAAUGGCCGCCGCGUAAACAUCGAUUUAUCGACAUCGCGUGACUACGCGAAUGGGGGCCCGUAUACUAUCACGUUUGUACAUUCCACAUCCGAAUUCCUUCACGUAACGCGUACGGCACGCGGCCUUGCCCCCACUUCCACUCCUUCCCCCACCAUCGUUUCCACUCCUAUUCCCACGCUUCGACUGGCCGCGGACCACGUGGGCGGCCUGUCACGUGGAGACAGCGAACACGUGCUCGCUACUUCGAGCUCCAGCAGGCGGCAUCGCUUGCGCCGAGUCCGCCACAUGGGAGGAGGUUAUGAACGAGAACGUGUGAACGAGUAGAGACGUGAAACUGGUGGAUCUACGACGCAUCGGAUUGUGAAUUAGUGUGGAUUCUAUCGAAUAAUUUCGAUUGCCGAGACAGUAACUCGCGAAGUGAAAAGCUGGGGCGAUUGGUUUAUGUUGCAUAGGAUUCAUAAAUCUACGUUUAUCAAGAGAUGUUUCCGCUUUGUCGGUCGAUCAAGUCAUCAUCUAUAAUUCUGAGAUCACCCGUAUCGACACUCUGAAUAACUCUGUUAGAAAUAAUUUAAACGGUAGCGUCGCCGAAAUUGUCGAGAAGCAUACGAUAUCGAGUUUUUCCGUGCAGACAAACUAAUCUCGAAUCGUAAGCCGCGGGGCCGAGUCUUUUGUGUAUGCGAACGUGGCGAUAAUGAAAUUUGAAGCAUGAGGAUACAUCGAGCUCAUGAUCGUAAUGCCGAUUGUGAUAGGACGAAAAGCGCGGUAAAGUGAAGAAACGUCGGAUCGAAAGCGAAUGGCCGCGGGGACGAUAUCCCCACGGCUAUCCAGAGCGAGCGAUCGGAAUAAACGGGGGCUGGAUUUACGGUGGGUGUCAAAGCGACGAUGUGAUACGGAGAAUGUAGUACACCUAUAUAUAUACUUGAUUGAUGUUCUCGUGCUUCGUUAUCGUUACAUCUGACCUUCUCCGUAAUGACUUCCGACGGGACAUCCUGCCACGCAGACAAAUGCCAUAUUUUUAUCAUAUUUUUACCGUGCGUUCACGGCAAUAGACGUGUAAUUGUCUGAUCCGCUUUAGCGUAUGAAAACGACAUCGGACAGAUGCACUGGCUAAACGCGCGCUAAAAGUAAGCUUCUCCCCACGAUCGCGGGAAUUAUCGACAAGAGUAACGAUUGUUAUGAAACAAGAAUGAACCUCGAUUUCACGAAGACUCCGGUUUUACAAGUUCCCGCGAAGACGAUGGAGACGAAAAAAUCCCUGGACUGUGAUCUGUCGCCCACCCUGAAUCCCGACCUGAGAGUAAAGAAAGGCGAAGAACUGCAGGAACGAGAGCGAAAUCGUUGCGUUUUCUCCGUUGAAAGAUGUUCGUAUUUUGCGUGCGCCGCUACAUCGAGUUCGGAUUUUUCGGUCAAUUUACAUAUACCGUGACUUUUCUACCUCUCUUUUCGAGUAGCCACCCGAAGAACAUUAGAAACUAAAAAACAGAAGAGAAAAAAGAAACUGGAAGAAGCAAUGCGACUAUGCGACGAGACCUCCCGGGAGAAAUCGCUACGUGCGACCUAUAAAAUACAUAUAUAUUGUCGAUACUCCUCUAUACGCGCGGAUCCUUGAAAAUGCUGCUUCAUCCGCGUUCACCCUCCGCCCCCUCCUCCGCCCUCCGAAUACUCAUUGUAAAGUUUCCAUCCGCGUUAGUCGAUAGGCCAAGUCUUGUAAGAUUUUAAUUAAGGAGGCACAAUUCACACACACACACACACACACACACACACACACACACACACACACACACACACACACACACACACACACACACACACACACACACCCAGGCCUAAAGUCUGCCGAGGUAAUAUAAACAGGCGAUAAUCGCAUUUAUCCGUUCCUCAUUAUGUUAUUGUUACAUGCGCGGCUCAUGCCGAAUUUCUCCGUCAUUCUCGAGCAGGAAACAAAUAAGAAAGACAACAGGAAGAAACGCGAAGGAAGAUGUCCUUCAAUAUUGUGUAUAAAGUAAUAAAUCGCGAAAGAGAUUCCUCCUCCUGCUCUCCUUUCCCCUGCCCCUCCCUACGAGAAACUCUUCGGGCGCAUCGUCGAGAAGACAAAGAGACACGUCUUCUCUUCAGUCGCGAAGUGAGAUUAGAGAGAAGGAGAAAUAAAAUACACACGCGUUAGAAUUUUCGCAACGCGCGAGCACGUUCCACUUUACCGCGUGAGCGACAAAGAUAAACGUGACGGCCGGAAACAGCAAAAGAAAGAAAAAAUUGAGAUGUACUUCGGCAGAAUAACAAAAUGAACUCUGUGAAUUAACUGUGUAAUAAAGCUAUCCUACGGUACUGUGCA